UUCGAAGGGCUUAGUGAGCGUCGCAAACAAAAUUAUGGGAAAUAUUAACACAUUUGAUAACUUCCGUGACACAAAGAUGAACUGUAACUGAGAAACAAAAGCAAUCAGAAGUGUAGGCGAAGUUCAAGUAAAUUAAUGAGGGCUUGUUGCCGGGUGGAUCGACGAAGCUUCUGGUGAUUCUCUUGAACAGGAACUGACGAAAGAAAAGCAGUAUCGACGAAAGAUUCAAAAUGUUGCUGUUUCUAAUAACCACCUUGCUUGUAACAUCUCAUUGUGUCACGGCUGUUUAUCCAAACAAGACUUCCACAAUUCACUUUGGUGCGUUUGUGCCCUUCUUGGAAUAUUUUAUUGAUUAUGGUGUUCCAAAUGGAAAGGACCGAUUUGGAUACAAAGCUGCAAUUGAUAUGGCUGUUGAGAUCAUCAACAACAGAUCUGAUAUUUUACCUGAUUACAAAAUCCAAGUUCACUUUGGAGAGACUUUCGGAGACGCACCUGUGGCUUUGAAGUCAUUCAUAGAUUUUGUGACAAAUAAACCGACAAAGAUUGGUCUUAUUGGUCCUGCCUACUCGCAGGCAGCAAACCCAGUGGCAAAUGUUGGUUUAGUCUAUGCCAUACCACAGAUAACGUACGCGUCUCUGUUGCCAAAGUUGAUCAAUCGCAGAAAGUACCCGUAUUUCUUCAGAACCACGCCAUCAAUGCUGUCGUUUAAUGACGCAAAACUGGCUUGGUUGAAGCACUUUAAAUGGGCGCGAGUUGGACUCCUCUAUGACUAUAGUCAAACCCUCCACUUCGAGGCUAUCGAUAAGCUGCAGAAGUUGCUGAAACAAAAUGGCGUCGAAGUUGUAGCAAUUGAAGGAUUUGCAAGUGACUUUGGAGGCACAGCUGCCGCGGAAGUUAAGAAACUUAAGGAACUCGAUGCCAGAAUCAUUUUCACAGAACUGUCAAGUUGGGGUGCCCAGUCCGUCUUUUGUGAAGCUUACAAGCAAAACAUGUAUGGAGAAAAAUAUGUUUGGUUUGCAAGUGCAGCGCUGGACAAAAACUGGUACAAAAAUAUGAAGCCAUAUAAUUAUUGUAAUCCAGAACAUUUAAGAACUGCAAUUGAGGGAUAUUUUUACGUCACAAGACUUGAUCUGCGGACAGAUGGCAAAAGAACACAGAGUGGGCUGACUGCUCCAGAGUUCUUCUCCGCCCUGAAGAGACGUGUACCACAUGCUUACACAUUUGCCUCAUUUGCGUUCGAUGCCGUCUGGGUUUUUGCCAACGCCCUUCACAAAAUCAGCAAGUCACACAACUUGACAACGUUCAAAUACAGGGAUCCAAGAUUCUCAUACCUCACUUAUGCACAAACGAUAAUUAAUGCAAAGUUCGAGGCCAUAUCGGGACCGCUGCGCUUUGAUAAAAGCAGUGAAAGGCUUGGUUACGUCAUGGUCGGUCAGUUCGUAAACGAAAGCUUUACCAAAAUCGCGCUACACACAUCAACAACGGGAAAUAUCACAUUUUAUACUGGGAAGCGUGAAACCCUUUUUAAUGGAAAACCACCACCGCUAGAUCACACCGUUAAAUCGUUUGUUGCCAAAACAUUGUCAACUCCUGCAAUUGCUGUAAUGUGGAGUUUUGCUGCCUUUGGUCUCAUUGUCGCCUGCUUUUUUCUUUAUUUCAAUAUUAGAUACAGAGAAAACAGGUUGAUCAAGAUGUCUUCCCCGAUGAUCAACAAUGUGAUCAUUAUUGGCAGCAUUCUGUGCUACGUUGCUGUCAUUCUUUUUGGAUUGGAUACGAGGCUGAUUGAAAAGUGCUCCAUUCCUCGAAUGUGCAAUGCAUUUGUUUGGAUCUUGAGCUUUGGUUUUACUCUCUCAUUCGGAGCUUUGUUUAGCAAGACAUGGCGGGUUUACAAAAUAUUCACGGCUGCGAAAUCAAUGGAAAGAGUUGCCAUUCUUGAUCGCCAUCUGUUUGGAAUCAUUUUUAUACUGAUUGGUGUUGAUGUUAUUUUGCUGACAAUGUGGAUGAUUGUUUCUCCUUACAACCUAAAAAUCACCGAAAUAUCUAGAGUUGGAAACAUUAUGCGUGAUGUCAUAGAGGUUACUCAAGUGUUCCACUGUUCUGCCAAAUUUGGACUCUAUUUCUCAUCAGCUACCAUCGCGUACAAGGGAAUCCUCCUCUUCUUUGGCCUUUUCUUAGCCUGGGAGACGAGACAUGUCGAGGUCCCUGCAUUGAACGAUUCCAAGUUCAUUGGAAUGGCUGUGUACAACGUGGCCGCUAUAUCAGCGAUCGGGGUCACGUGCACAUAUGCAUUGAGCGACGCAGCCUCGAAUGAAGCCAGCUACACAAUCGUCUGUCUGUGCAUUAUUCUGUGUACCACUGUCACGCUUUGCCUUGUGUUUCUACCAAAGCUUACCUUGCUCUUUGGAAAAGAGGCUAAUAUAAUAGUCGAAACCUCUCGUCUCUCAACCUUGAAGAACCGGCCAGCAUCAACCAUAUCUGUCGCGGGCAAAGUCCACCAGAAAGAGCCUUUGAGUAAUGGCAGAAAUGGCAGUGGCCUUGUUCACGCGAAGCAUUCUGUGACGACGCUCUCGAGCAUUGCCUCGCUACCAACAGAGUGUGGUCUGAAUUCCUUCGAUACAAAAGCCUGGUCAGCUUCAAUGAGCGAGCUUUCCAGUAGCUGCCGCAGUGAGGAGACGCUAGCAUCCAGCGUAAGCACCACAUUACCAUUGAGCACGCGAAAGCAAGGCGUCAGCGGAAUGCCCUCUAACGGCCGCGUUUACAACAAAAGUGGCUCGAUGUGCGAGCUGACGAGUCAUAAAAGAAAGGUUUCUGAUGCACCAUAUUGUGGCGAGGUCAAAGAAUCACCCGAAGAGCCAAAUACGUCAUUAUCGGAAAGUAAUGCCAAGGCCAACGCCGAGGAGUCUAUGAUGAAAUUGCCAAAUGGGGUAUCUAUAGACGCUGGACCCGAGCCAGAUGUGGUAACAAGCCCUUUGAAGCCUAGAAUAUUGCCAAAAGAUGAAGUCGACACCAGUUUGGGAAAGAAGGCCAAAGUUGUUGAAACCGACAUAAACGCUGACCCGACCGUGGACAAUGAUGAUGGAGAUGCCAACAGUGACUCAAAACCAGUGGCAAACGGUACUGCAUCGUCUGCGUGAGAUGCCCAUAUGAUUUUGUCUAUAUAUUUGACUUAAACUCGUCUUUAACAGUAUAAAACGUGAGAGAUCGAGGCUUCUUUUUAAAUUGUCAGAUUAAUCAUUGACAAGAUGUACUUGUUACAUGACAUGAUUUUACCAAUACCGGAGAGCAUUCUGGGUUAUGUAGAAUUUUUGAGUGAAGAAGAGAAUUUAGGGUUUCCUUUCAAUUUUUCAUUGCCUUUUGAGUUAAAAUAUAUUUAUACAAGGUAGCAAUUCAAAAGAGCUUUUCUGUUGGAAUAAAAACUAAGAUACAAUAUUUGCAGUUGGAAACAAAACAGCACGUAUUUUUAUGCAAAUUAAUGCAGGACAAUAUCUAAAAUUGUGCGGACAUCUUUCAUUAGUAUUUAUCUCAUUACGAAACAUUUUAGAUACAGUAGAGUAACUUGCCCCAAAACGUAAAGCCUUGGCUUUAAGGGCUGCUAUAUAGCAAGGUUUUUUGUUAAGCACCGAUCAAGUAAAAGAGAUCUACAUUCAUUUACCACAUUACAGCCUCAAUGUUGCUGGAUGCAAAGCUCUCAAUGUAGGUCAAUAAAUGAAUGAAAAUGCAUCUCAGGCUGGAUUUUCUUAGAAUUCAGUCCAGUUUCAAAACUCCUGUUCCCUCAAUCCUCGUACAAAUAACCGUGAAAUGGCCAUUGGUGUGGUCACAACUAACCAGUCUGCAUUUAUUCUUUCUCCUCGUAAAGUAAAUACAUUUCUCUCAACAAUUUGUGUUUUAGACAAUUAGUAUAUGUUUCAUUAAUUACGAUACUUGUAUGUAACAUAAAGCGUCCGUCACACUUAAAUUGUAAUUUAUGCAUGAAUCAUAAGGCUUACAAUUUAACAUAGAUUAUGAAAAACAUGCAAUAUUUAAGCAUUAUUGUUAAUUAUUGCUGCAUAUGGACAUAUUCAAAAUUUGCGAAAUUGGCUCCAUUUUAGCUAUCAGCUGUUUUACAAUUCUCGUAUCCCUGUAUCAAUCUUUC
Molecule: messenger RNA, 4132 nt
Organism: Rhopilema esculentum
Lineage: Eukaryota; Metazoa; Cnidaria; Scyphozoa; Rhizostomeae; Rhizostomatidae
Product: gamma-aminobutyric acid type B receptor subunit 2
Biological process (GO): G protein-coupled receptor signaling pathway; gamma-aminobutyric acid signaling pathway
Cellular component (GO): G protein-coupled receptor heterodimeric complex; membrane
Molecular function (GO): G protein-coupled GABA receptor activity
Source: RefSeq, a predicted model, not a curated record